GCUGGAGGUGUUUUAAAUAAUGCGUUACAGUACUGUACUGCAGCAUUUGAGGAAAUCUCUUACUUGUUUUCAUUCUUUUCAUUUUCUUAAAAGACCUGACUUAGUCUACGUUACUCACUUAGCUAAAAUAGGACUCACUAACCUAUCUUGCCCAAACGCAUUGUCCGAUGCUGAAUACGAGCGUGUAUCUACGAAAACUUUGGAGUUACUAGCAGACUCUUUUGAACAACUUCCAGAACGCUUUGCGUUAAACAAAGAAUAUGAUGUCGAACACGCCUAUGGUGUCUUGAAGGUCACUUUUGGUCCUCAAGUUGGGACUUAUAUUAUUAAUCGUCAGGCCCCAAACAAGCAGUUAUGGCUUUCUUCUCCUCAAAGUGGCCCUAAACGUUACGAUUAUAUCCCAUCGAUGGGUUUGUGGAUCUAUAAACAUGAUGGCAAAUCUCUUCACUCUCUUCUCAGCGAAGAGGUCUCCGCCAUCGUAGGUGGCUCUGUAGAGUUUCAAAACUGAAGCCUGCUUUUCGGCUGGUCAUAUAUUAUUCUGAUAUAUAUUUACACGCUUAGAAAAUACUUUCACUGGACCUACCAAACUCAGUAAAUCAAUGUUUGUGUGAGUUCAGCCAUGUUGUACAUAUAAAUUACAAUCUUCAUUUCUUCCGAAAUGAUCCAAUUUUGAAACUUGUACUUAUUUUUUUUCCUGUAUUUUCGAAAUUCAUAUGAUCUGUCAGCGACUCAAUCAUAAAAGUAUGUGAAUGG
This is a messenger RNA of Schistosoma curassoni, 753 nucleotides long. Lineage: Eukaryota; Metazoa; Platyhelminthes; Trematoda; Strigeidida; Schistosomatidae. The record is from the annotation of a GenBank genome assembly.